GCAUCUUCACAACAACAGAAUAAAGGAGAUGGGAGACAACUGUUUUGCUGGACUGGUGAACCUGGAGACGCUAGAUCUUAACUUCAACAACCUGAUGGAGUUUCCUAAAGCAAUCCAGGCUUUGCCCAAACUGAAGGAACUAGGCUUUCACAGCAAUAAUAUCGCUUCCAUACCUGAAGGGGCCUUUCAUAACAACCCUCUGCUGCGAACCAUACAUUUUUAUGACAACCCCUUGUCAUUCGUGGGAGCCUCCGCUUUCCAGAACCUGUCAGACCUGCACUCCCUGAUGUUGCGUGGAGCCAGUUUGAUGGAGGAAUUCCCCGUCCUUUCAUCGACUAACAAUCUCGAGAGUUUGACGCUCUCAGGAACCAAAAUAUCAUCCAUACCCAGCGAUCUGUGUGAGGAGCUGAAGUUGCUCCGGACGCUUGACCUGUCUUACAACCACAUCGGACAGUUGCCGUCCUUCCAGGGCUGCAGCCUGCUGCAGGAGAUGAACGUUCAGCACAAUCACAUUCAACACAUCGACGGGGACACUUUCCAAAGUCUCUCUGCUCUCCGGUUGCUAGACCUGAGCAGAAAUGAAAUCCGAGUUAUCCACAAAGAUGCCUUCCUCAGCCUCUCUGCUCUCACCAACCUAGAUCUCAGCAUGAACUCCCUGUCUGGGAUUCCAACAGCUGGACUGAGCUCCAUCAAUCAGCUGAAACUUUCAGGGAACCCACAGAUGAAAAAUGUGAUUCCUGCAAAAAGCCUCCCGAAGCUCAGGUCCAUCUCUGUCCCGUACGCCUACCAGUGCUGCGCGUUUGUUGGCUGCGAGUCCAGGUCGUCUGAGGACGCUCACAUGAAGAAAUAUUCAGGUGGAGAGGAGACCGAACGAGUCUCCAUGGUUUUGCAUUGCUCUCCUUCACCAGGAGCCUUUAAGCCCUGUGAGCACCUCCUGGGAAACUGGAUGAUUCGCCUGACGGUGUGGUUUAUCUGCCUGGUGUCGCUGGUCUUUAACAGCCUGGUGCUGGUGGCCACCUUCUCCUCCGUUCACCGAGCCGCGGGCCGUUGGCUCUACCUGACUCCGUCUCUGUCUCCAGCCAGGCUGCUGAUGGGGCUGCUGGCCGGGGCCAACCUCCUCACAGGCCUGUACGUCGGGGUGCUGACGGCGCUCGACGCUGCUACGUGGGGAUCUUUUGCCGAGUUUGGGGUGUGGUGGGAGACGGGCCCAGGCUGUCGGAUCACUGGAGCUCUUGCUGUGUUUUCGUCCGAGUGGUCCGUGUUGCUGCUGGCGCUGGCAGCUGUGGAGCGAAGCGUUGCCGUACGGAUGAUUUUGGGAAAAGCUGUGAUUUCACCCAGGAGGAAUGGCAGCACCGUUCGCAGAUGUUUGACAGGAAAUGGACGCAUGGGUCUGGCUGCAGGACUCCUGGGGCUGCUGGCUGCUGCCGGGGCCUGCCUGCCUCUCCUGACCUUCAGCGAUCAGUCCUCGUCUCCUCUCUGCUUGCCGUUUGCUCGUGGUGAGAGUCCAGCUCUGAGUAUUACAGUCAUUCUUGUGCUGCUCAACGCCCUGGCUUAUCUGUUCACUGCUGCCGUGUACACCCAGCUGUACUGCCACCUCGGCCGGGUGGAGCUGGCAGACCCGGGGCAGACGGGAGCCCUGCGUCACGUGGCCUGGCUCAUCUUCACCAACUGCAUCUUCUUCUGUCCCGUGGCGGCUUUCUCCUUCGCCCCUCUCCUGACCGGCUCUGCAGCCGGUGGCCCAGAAAUCGCCAAGUCCGUCACUCUUAUUUUCUUCCCGCUGCCCGCGUGCCUGAACCCAGUGCUGUACGUGUUUUUCAGCCCGGCCUUCAGGGAGGACUGGCUGAGGCUGCGCGGCCGCGGAGGUCUGAGCAGAGAGAUGAAGACUGGAGCGGAAAGUCCCUGCGAUGACGGCGCUGGAGGUUCGGAGCUCACAGACGAAGGCUCCUCCACCUACCUGACCUUUGACUGUGGUGCAUAUUCACAGCUUUGUGGAGAGACGGUGUGUGAGCGGUGCGAGGCAGCGCUACAUGCCCAGACCCGCUCUUCCCCCUCAGCCUUCACAGGCUGCAGACAUUUGGUGAAGUCCCACAGCUGUCCCACCCUGCUCGCAGGCGCUGCAGCGUGCCAGCGCACUGAGGGGUUUUGGGCAGACAGCGGCACGCCCUCCGCUCAGUCCGAAUACGCCGACGAGGGGGACUCGUUUGUGUCCGACAGCUCGGACCAGGUUCAGGCGUGCGGCAGGGCCUGCUUCUGCCAGAGCAGAGGACUUCCUCUGGUACACUACUCACACAACUUACCUCAAGUCAAGGACUAA
Messenger RNA from Nematolebias whitei (Rio pearlfish), 2314 nucleotides. It is a transcript of the gene lgr4, whose product is annotated as leucine-rich repeat containing G protein-coupled receptor 4. The record is from RefSeq and is a predicted model, not a curated record. NCBI's taxonomy places the organism in Eukaryota, Metazoa, Chordata, Actinopteri, Cyprinodontiformes, Rivulidae. Gene Ontology annotation, biological process: G protein-coupled receptor signaling pathway. Gene Ontology annotation, molecular function: G protein-coupled receptor activity; protein binding. Gene Ontology annotation, cellular component: membrane.